Messenger RNA from Lolium rigidum, 1995 nucleotides. RefSeq names its product NEDD8 ultimate buster 1-like. Gene Ontology annotation, molecular function: protein binding. The transcript has 11 exons. The coding region runs from base 78 to 1805 and encodes 575 amino acids. Gene Ontology annotation, biological process: regulation of ubiquitin-dependent protein catabolic process. The record is from RefSeq and is a predicted model, not a curated record. Lineage: Eukaryota; Viridiplantae; Streptophyta; Magnoliopsida; Poales; Poaceae.
CCCCAAAACAAAAAGGUCACACCAAAACCACCAAACCACUCCCAACCCGAGCCAAAAACCCCAACCCUGAUCAUCCGAUGGCGUCCGGCGAGGUCCCGGCGGCGCCACCCGCGGCGGCGGCGGAGAAGAUUCGCGUAGUCGGCGCGUGGGCCGGCCCCCUGGAGGUGGAAUUGGGCGCCUGGACGGUGCCGAUGCUGCGGGCGGAAGUGGCGCGGCGGGCCGGGGACGUGGAGCCCGAGCGCAUCGGCCUCAUCUUCGGCGGCCGCGUGCUCAAGGACGACCCCGCGACCUCCCUGCAGCAGGCCGGACUCAAGAGCAACUCCAAGGUGCUCUCCAACCUCGCCUCCCCCGAUCGCGGCAAGGCCAUCGCCGCCGAGGCCGCCGCGGCGGCGGCCGAGGAGGAGCACGCCGCUAGGCUCGUCAGGCUCUGGGAAGCUGCAAAAUCAUUGUCUCAAAGGCAUUCAGAUGGUUCCUUCCCUGAAGAAGAUUUCAAUCUGGAUCUCGAGGAUCAGAGUGGACAGAAAGUCAUGUUUGGAUCUACAGAUGAUAUCAAGGCUCUGAAGAUGGCUCUAAUGCUUCACCAGAAAGCCAAAAUUCUUAUCAAGAAGGACAAUUAUAAGGAGGCACUGGAUGUGUUGAUGAUGGCCGAGGAAGCCUUUUCGCUUUGUGACCCUAAACUCAUUGAGAGAGUUGAUAAUGUGCCAAUGCUUCAACUGGAUAUAGUCUGGUGUUACUUUAUGCUUCGUGAUGUAUCACGGUUAGAAGUUGCAGGGGCUCGCCUAAAUAAAGCGAGGUUAGGAUUUGAACGUUCCCAUGGUAAAGAUUCAACUCGCUUCAGGUUACUCCAGGCUGCUCGUCAUGCAGAUCUUGCUAUCUAUGUAAGGCUGGAGCUGUUGGAAGGAGUGGUAGCAUAUUAUAAUGGCCAUACUGAAAAGUCACGCGACUCUCUCAGCUCGGCACAAUCUAAAUUCAUGCAGCUGCAAGUACCAGAUGAAGCUAUGACGAUGUUAAUGGAAAUGGGCUACGAGGAACGCUCUUCAAAAAGAGCACUAAAGAUGACUGGCUAUGAUAUUCAAGCUUCUGUCGCUCUCUUAUGUGAGGAGCGUGAAAAGAAAAUUCUUAGAAGGAAGCAGGACCAAGAGACACAAAGAGAGAUCUUGGAACAAAUGAAAUAUGGUAAAACUCCCAUGAACAAGGGAGUUGAUAUGCAGAAGUUGAAAAGCUUGACUACUAUUGGGUUUGAGAAGUAUCUUGCUGCAGAGGCACUCCGCAUAAAUGAAAAUGAUGCUGAAAAAGCAUUAGAUCUUUUGACAGAUCCUGAGAAGAACUGUGUCCUACAAAGUAAAAUUCAGUCAAGGAGGAAACGACCAUCUCAUGUCUUGGGUGCAGGAUCAUCAAGAGCAAGGGGCGCUGCCGCUGUGACUGCUUCAGGGGUGGUUAACCCUCCGUCACUUGUCCCAGAUUUGAAUGCUACUGAAGGGGAUCAGGAACAGCUAGUGAAUAAUGAAGAAGAUUUGAACGUUGCUGAUGGCGAUCAGGAGCAGUUAGUGAAUAAUGAAGAAGCUGUGAACAACAAUGGAGAAGCUGGGAACCAUGAUGAAGCGAUGAUCGAUGAAGCAGAUGUGAACGAGGAAGAAGCAAGUGCAAGCCAUGAUGAACGUCCAAACCGUGAUGUAGUGAUGGAAAAUGAGCUCGCCAACGAGCUGACCGGGGAUGCCCUGGAUGACUAUGACAUUGAUGUUGGCAACGAAGGGCAGGCUAUAGCAGAGUACUUGAGCUUGCUGGAGUCUGCUGCUAGCUCUUGAUGUGCAAAGAUAUGCAUCUUAAAACUUAAAAGCUUAAGGUGUGAGAACAUAGGGUAGCCUCAAACUGAGAGUUUGAUUACUUGGUAGAAGUUCACUUUGUACAUAUGAAUAUGGAUGCUACCUUUGUGAGUGACACCUGGAAAGUCAUAACCGUAGUGGUGGAAGAAAUUUCUCAUUGCAUCUCAUUAUU